UCGCAGUGUUUUACACUGAGCACAUCAGUGUUCAACUGGUCCUUAUAAAUGUCUUGAUAUGAUGGUUUGUGUGUGUCUCUUGAGAACAAAAGAGCAUUUUGAGGAGAAAUUACAUUGUUUUGAAGGUAAAAUGUCAUUUUGCAGGAGAAUUGUGGAGUUUUGCCCAUUGUGUAUGUUGUUUUGGAUUUGUGUGUAGAGUUCUGAGAAUAUGAGGCAUGUUUUCAGAAAAUGUGUGUUAACAAUCGAGAAAAACUGUAAUGGCACACCACUAUUUUGAGAAACAAAUGAAUAAAUCCUAAAAUGGAAAUAUUUUUACACUUGUACCAACAUUUUGGCACCCCUUAUGAACAAAGUUUUACUAAACUUUAUUUCCAUUUCUGUUCAACAACUUAAGUUAAUCAGUUUGAAGCAGUAGGCCUAAGUGGGCUAUGACUUCAUGUUUCACUAAGGUAUCAAAAUAGUGUGACACUGAGGUCAAAGGUGGCCCAAAGGGAGCCAGAUUUUAAUGAGUGGAAGGGUAGGGCCUACGCUACAAAUGAAACGUCUGCUUGCUUGAAAAUACCCAUAUUUAUUAUUGAAAACCUUAUUAGACAUUAUUUGAUUAAAACAACUAUUCAAAACAACUGGAACAUGUGAAACGGAGACGGUAAAAAUCAAGACAUUUUGAGAGACAUGCGCAUGCGCGGCGCAGCGUACCACGAGGCCACUUGAAGAUAGAUGAGAGACGUUGAGAAAAGCAAGCAUCUUGGACAAGACCAGAUCGAAGAAGGGUGAUGAUCCAAACCUGUGUGGACCAGAGCGCACUGUUGAGAAGUACGAUUCUGCCAUUGAUCGCCUCCAGACUGAAGAUACAUCAGAAGGAUUGAAGUUCAGAAAUGGCUGAUUCAGAUCAAAACAGCAUAAGAAGUUCCAUUUCUAAGGUGUUGCCAGACCUCCCAGACCCAAUUCUGGACCUUGUGGAGGAGACCCUACAGUCAUUGGGGGUUGAGACCACAGAGGAUUUUCACUUUUUACAGGAGGCUGAUCUUGCAUCUGUUCUACGACCAAUACAAGCGAGAAGAUUGGUUGCUGCAUGGAAACUAACCAUUCAGAGCCCUGAAACCCACAGCCAGUCAGCCAUCAGUCCUUCCGUUUCACCUUUCACCUCUCCUACCUCCACUCGCUCCUCACACUCCCCUUGCCCCUCACCCAGCAAUCGGAUUAGAACUGCAGAUUGGGUUGACAGCUUUCAGAUUCCAUGGGCAAAAUUUCCUGAAGACUUGAUGCAGUGCUUGGAGAGAGGGAAAAGGCCAAGUCCACGUUUACGGCGAGAAAUGAUUCGGAUUAUUGUCUCUGCAAUGAUGAAUGCUUGCACAUCUCCAAGUAAACUAGAGUCUACAGAAGUUGCCAAAAGAAUAGUUGCCAAGUAUCCACAGUCCCUGAAAGACGUCAUAGAAGGUGAGGUAGUGGGAGCUGGAUAUCACUCACUUGUCAAACAGCUACAAGCCCGUAUUGACAAUGUGAAGCGGUCCUCAACACCACGGAUAAAGAGGCGCAAACGAGAAUCCGGUGACUCCGACACAGAUGAAAUCCCAGCUGAGCAGAGGGCGGUUGUUCAGGACACAUAUGGCUGCAUUAAGUGGAAUAUGAAGUUCAUGCCAGUCAGUGAGACAUUGGAAAGCCAACAGGAAAAGAGGGAUAAAAUGAAGAUGCUUCAUGAACAGCGUACCUUCAGUCCAGAAGAGGUCAAAGCUCUCAUGGGGUGCACAUACUACUCCCAACGCAAAGCAAUAAAUACAGGAACAGAUCUCCAAAGCCUGACGGAGGAAUGGCCUUUUUUGUUUGAAGAAAUAGGGAUGACCGUCCAUUUCCUAGAGCUCACAGGAUUACAACUUAAAGAGACCUUUCUCAAUAGUGUAGAAAAAAAGGGAAAACGCCUUUUGAACUUCAUGACAACCGCUUGUGCAGACAAGAGCAAACGCGUCUUUGAGACCGCAACAAAGCUGAAAUUUCAGAGAGGACCGUUGGAGGGCAGCUCCGAUGACAUCAAGGAUAUGGUGUUUCUUCUUCUCUCAUACUUCAACGAAAAAGAGGGGAACCUCUUCUACUACAUCGAGGAGACAUGCCUGGCAAACGAAGUACUCGUGGAAAACUUGCCUGUGACACCUUGCAUCAUUGUAUGUGGAACCUCCUGCUAUGCUGCAAGGCUGUUCAUGCUCAGCAUAGACGGCAAGAUCGUGAAUGACCAAAUCUCCAACUUCAUUACUGCCAUCUGCCUGAUGUUUGGAAGCUACUUCUGCCUGAAUAUCCACUAUCCAGUAGACCUGGGUUCCACUCUUGAGCUCCUUCAGAGGUGUUUCUUCAACAUCAAUCCUGAGAGGGGCACAAAAGUCGAAACAAAGAAGAAUAAGAAGCAGCUGUCAGUAAACCCAAGAGUCCUCACCUUCAUCGCUGACCUCGCUGAUCAUGAAUGGAGAGAGACCAAUUAAACUGUGAGAUUUUGUACAAAUAAUUUUGUUAACACAAUGCAACACUUUAGUUGCAUAUUUAGUUCAAUUUAAGUUUAAGUGAGUUAAAAGUAAACUGACACUGUACAUUUAAGUUUUUGAUAUUACAUUUAAAAGGGUAAGUCCGUGUGUGCCAAAUGUGUUAAAACCCCACCAUAUGUUUUAAUGCCAAAACGUCAGGCUUUAAGUUGCUUAUUUUUGUCAUUCUCAGACGACAAAGUUUGAUUGACUAUUUCAGUUUGUGUGUUUGUGAUGCAAACAGUUUGUGAUGCAAAUGUAAGAUCACUUUUCUGUAGACACUCUAGUCUAGUCUAGUCUUCAGGCUGUAACCAAGAUUUAAUAAAGAGGUAUUAAUAUUAA
Sardina pilchardus (European sardine) is the source of this 2846-nucleotide messenger RNA. RefSeq lists its product as uncharacterized. The transcript has 6 exons. The coding region runs from base 876 to 2468 and encodes 530 amino acids. NCBI's taxonomy places the organism in Eukaryota, Metazoa, Chordata, Actinopteri, Clupeiformes, Clupeidae. The record is from RefSeq and is a predicted model, not a curated record.